ACUUUGUACACACAGCACACAAUACUCGCAUCGCACGGAAGUUAGUGACUAGAUUAGUGUGACUGUGUUCAGCUGUUUGUGCGAAGCUUGUCGGGUGUGAUUUGUCCUUUAGAAUUCAUUUGUGGAACUGACCGUCGAACAUCAUGUCGGCCCCACCUCCUCCCCCACCCAGCUACAAUGAAAGUGAAAGUAUGCAACAACAGAGUCGUGGAUUUGGAGCUGCAGGCGCCUACCAGCCGUCCUACGGUACGGCAAAUCCCGCUCCCCCCGGCGCCUACCCCCCUCAAGGCGGCGCUCCCCCGUACCCCCCACAAGGUGGCGCUCCCCGUGGGAGUUCUUGAGGAUGACUACACGUGUUGUGGGGUAUUGUGCGCCAUUCUGUUUUUCCCUCUGGGGAUUUUGUGUUGUUUGGCCAUGAGGCAGAGAAGAUGUACGCACUGUGGGGCUGUCUUUGGUUAGAAAAAAUAAUAGCGGUACGGAGAGCAUACAGUAUACAGGCAGGUAUUUGUACAUACAGUGGAGUCUGCUUAUUGAGCUGAACAUAGUGAGUCCAUGAUUCUGUAUACAGUGGUAAAGCGAAA
Molecule: messenger RNA, 581 nt
Organism: Aplysia californica (California sea hare)
Lineage: Eukaryota; Metazoa; Mollusca; Gastropoda; Aplysiida; Aplysiidae
Product: brain protein I3
Source: RefSeq, a predicted model, not a curated record